This is a messenger RNA of Aspergillus heteromorphus CBS 117.55, 853 nucleotides long. Its product is annotated as CENP-X/MHF2 family protein. The transcript has 3 exons. The coding region runs from base 33 to 647 and encodes 204 amino acids. Gene Ontology annotation, biological process: replication fork processing; kinetochore assembly; resolution of meiotic recombination intermediates. The record is from RefSeq and is a predicted model, not a curated record. Gene Ontology annotation, cellular component: FANCM-MHF complex; Fanconi anaemia nuclear complex. Lineage: Eukaryota; Fungi; Ascomycota; Eurotiomycetes; Eurotiales; Aspergillaceae. Gene Ontology annotation, molecular function: protein heterodimerization activity.
CGACGACCACCCACCUUCACAGACACCCCAGAAUGCCUCCAGAGAGACAACCCGUGCAUAAGCGGAGACGACUCCCCUUCAAUCCUCCCAGUCGGACAACGACACCAGCAACCGCAUCUGCAUCCGCAUCCACCUCUGCCGCCGCCGCAGCAUCAUCAUCAUCCUCCUCCAAACCCAAGCCCAAGCCUAGCACCGAAAAGAAAACCACCACCACCAAGAACCCGCGACCCUCCCCAUCGCCAGCCCCCUCCUCCCGAUCCUCCCGAUCCUCCAACAACGGCACCUCAUCCCCCACCUCCGCACGCUCAAUGUCCUCCGACCCAGAGCCAGAGCCAGAACCAGACUUCAUCCUCGCCGAGAUCAUCCACAAAACGCAGUCCGACGACAUCCUCACCAACGACCCCGUCAUCCCGCCGAAGCUGCUGACCACCCUCCUGCAUCACCAUUUCCAGCACCAGAAGACCAAGGUCGCGAAGGACGCGAAUACCGUCGUCGCGAAGUAUGUGGAUGUUUUUGUGAGGGAGGCGUUGGCGAGAGCUGCUUUUGAGAGGAGCGAGGCGGUUGGGAAGGGCGCGUCCAUUGGGGAUGGCUUUUUGGAGGUCGAGGAUUUGGAGAAGAUGGUGCCGCAGCUUAUAAUGGAUUUCUAGGCUUGGGGCUGUAGGUUGGAUUAUCCAUGGUUGGGGAAAGGAGUUUUCGGGUUGGGUUGGUUUUUGUUGUAUUUGUCUGUUUGGGAUUAUGAUACCAGGGACUGUAGAUGGGGGCUUGGCAAGAAGACUAUGAUGACAUUUUGCUGCGUUGCAGUGAUUAGUUAGGUCAGUCGCAGGUCGAAGCCGAUGAGAUGGAAUUAAAUCAG